UUUUACGUUGGCCUGGUGCUUCGUUAACUUAAACAUUUAACAUUCCAUUUCCCAGCAAAAUUUUAAAGAGUUGCACAGUGCUUUAUUCGGAUAUAUUUUGGCAUUCGAGGUGCAAGUUGCUAACCAGUCGGAGAUCGGAGAUCGCAGAUGGAAGACGCGCGUGUGGCAGAGGACGUGGCGGUGGCCAAUCCGACGAACCAAACACUUACCCGACCGAUCCAAAUUCCAGUUCCUAUUUCCAUGCCGGCAUACCCUUUAGCAUCCGCCCCAGCGAAUGCUCCAGUCAUCGACGGCCGCCAGUCAGGUGGUCACACAAAGGCUGCAAUGUUGCCCACCCGCAGCCAUGGUAUGCACAGCUCAAAGUUAUCCGCAGUGAAGGCCUCCUCGUCGCCAACCCGCCGGACACCCUCGCUUCCGAGCCGAGCGUGCGUGCUCCAGAAUGAGAUGUGCGAGGUGCGGGACGCUCUGCGAUCCCAGCCCCAUGCGUGCGAUAUACGAUUGCUGAUCUUUGCAACCGCCGCUAGUGAGGAGGGUUACGAACACACUCUAAUUCCAGUGCCUCCCCAGUUCAAGGCUGCCGCCGGUUCCGGGUGCGAUGUGCAGCGACUGCGGAUCGCUAUAUCGGACAACUGGCCCAGCUGCCGGCUGAUGCUGGAGAUCCUUAGCGCCGACGAGCAUUACGCCGCCUUGGAAACGGAUGACGUGGAUGCCUUUCACCUGCUGCACUGGCUCCUCGUGACCAGUCCUACGUGCCCCACGCUGCGCCGUGUUUCGGGCCUCCAUUUGCGCUGUUUGUGCCGCGUCCUUGGCCUGGCCCGUCCCACCCAACCCCCCGGCCAGGUGAUGAGCAUCUGCUACGAGCGCGGCGGCACUCCGGUCCAGCGGGGGGAAAUCGAGCGUACCAAUUCCCGGCAAAGGGCCAGUUUCGCAUACCUAGGACUGCCAUUUAACCAGGUCUACCGUUUCCUGGCCACCGGCCGCUUCGAAAGCACGGCCGGCGAGCCCGUCCGCCUCUACGCCCAGCCGGAGUCGGCCCUGGUCCACUGCUACGAUCCGUCGCCCCAGCAGUUCCGUAGCCCCACUCCGGCUCCUGCUCCUUCUCCCGCUUCAGAAGCCAAUAAGGACGAACAGCAGGAUGAGAACACUAACAACACGAGCACUAAAGAGAAGGAUAAGGACACGCACAAGACUAAGGAUAAAAGCAAAUACCAGAACAAGAAGGGAAAGGCGCUAUCAGCCCAGGCCAACGAUGAGGACUCCUUCCUCUGCUGGCCACACUCGAUCCUGACCGAAGCCCAGCAGGCACUGAUCAUCUGCCAGUUGCCCACUGAGCUGGACGAGUCCAUUGCACACUCACCAGAGAAGCACUUCCUAGAAUACUUCGUCCAGGAUGCAGCCAGCCUAAGACCCUGCUACAUACUGCUCUACGACGAACAGGUGGCCGCCGAGAUGAUGCUCUCCUGGCCGGGACGCCGUGUGGAGCCGGAGACCUCGGGUCCCUCUCUGUUGGAGCGGUCCCGCGACCGGCUCAUGGGCUGGGCUCGAUUUGUGGGUGCACGAUUCGGUGCCAUCAAGCGGCUUAUUGCCGCCUUUUAGCGAACUUGAUUCCCCGAAUCCUGAUCGAGUUUACACAAAAUACACAUACCAUACAACAUUAUCUAUCUAUCCGAGAUCCUUCC
Messenger RNA from Drosophila bipectinata, 1679 nucleotides. RefSeq lists its product as uncharacterized. The record is from RefSeq and is a predicted model, not a curated record. Lineage: Eukaryota; Metazoa; Arthropoda; Insecta; Diptera; Drosophilidae.